AUGAGUUAUGAUUUGGCACGGUGGAAAAUAUUACGUGACAGUCGGUUGUGCCGAUGGAUAGGUGACUCCGGUACUAUAAGAACCAACAGUUUCGCAGCGGUUCUCGACGAUUUCUUUAUGUUCCUACCGCACCCAAGCACUUUAGUUUUUGGAACUGUCUCCCCCAGUGAUCCCGCCGACCUGACCAUGUCAGCUUGUGAUGGGCAAGUGUUUAUCAAAGGCGUCAUGUCCGCAAUCGAAUCACAACACGAAAAUGAGUUGAACCAGUGUGAACUCGAGAAGCAUCUAGUAUUGGCAGCCGAGAAGGGUGAUCUAGACGCGGUUAAACGCCUGGUGCAAGCUGGAGCUGACAUCAUGGGGCGGUACCUCCCUCCGCCAGGGACUCCCUUGGGUGGCGAAUAUGAAAUCCUUAAAAUCUUUGACAACCGACCGCGAGCAUUAGUUAAAGCGAACUAUUAUUUCGAGGUGGAAGAGCAGGAAAUGGGCGUGAGACAGCUCGGUUGGACCGCUCUCCAGGCUGCUUCAGCUGGCGGCCAUCUUAGUACUGUGCAGUUCUUAUUAGAAUCUGGUGGUGACGUAAAUGACCCAGUGAGUCCCGCAAUCGCCGGUCGGACUGCUUUGCAAUGGGCGGCAGGGACUCGAAAUCUUGAGCUUAUUCAGUUCUUACUUGAUCAUGGCGCAGAUGCCAACGCGAAGGCCGAGGCUUCAGGCGGGAGGACGGCUCUACAGAUGGCAGUAGAACGUGGAUGUCAGGAAACAGUAGAUCUACUUCUGCUCAGUGGUGCGGACGUAAAUGAAGAUCCUGCGCUCUCUUACGGAAAAACAGCCCUGCAGGCUGCAUGUGUUCACGGUCAGCUACGUCUAGUUCAAGCUCUUCUUGAUCGUGGCGCGCGCAUCAACGAGUGCUCAUCGAGCAAUUCUACCGUGACGGCACUAUCAGCGGCGGCGGGAGGAGGCCAUCUAGAUAUCGUUGAGCUAUUAAUCAAGAAAGACGCCAAUGUCAACGAGAAGGCGCCGAACACGACCGACCUGACUGCACUACAGGCUGCAGCAAGAAAAGGGCAUUUAAAGCUGGUGGAAUUUCUUCUCGACCAUGGAGCUGAAGUCAACACCAGUAUUCACGAUUAUAGUGGAAGGUCGGCACUACAGACGGCUGUCGAGCAGGGGAACAGCGAUCUUACCAAAUUACUCAUUAGCCGAGGCGCGGAGGUCAACACAAAUGCAGCGAACUACUAUGGUAGAUCUGCAUUGCAGGCUGCUGCUGAGAAUGGAAAUAUCGAGAUGGUAGAAUUAUUGCUCGCUGCGGGUGCCAACAUAGGCCAAGAGGGAUCAGGAGUGGGUGGAAGGACUGCCUUGCAGGCGGCGGCCGAGAAAGAGCACAUUGAUAUCGUCAAACUACUUAUUGGCAGGGGCGCAAGUGCCAACGAGGAGGUUAUGUACUCAGGCGGCCGAACCUCGUUACAAGCGGCCGCGAGUAAGGGACAUAUGGGGAUUGCCCGGUUGCUUGUCGAAAAGGGUGCUGAUCUUAAUGCGGAGGCAUCCUCUUCUCAUGGAUUGACAGCACUGCAAGCGGCCGCAGAUGGAGGCCACAAAGAGAUGGUACGCUGGUUGUUGUCUCUAGGGGCGGAUGUUAAUUGGCGUGGUUGGUUUGGCCAGGGUCGAACUGCAUUGCAGGCGGCGGCGGAGCACGGCCAUAUGGAUAUUGCUCGCAUUCUUCUUGAGGGGGGUGCUAAUGUCAACGCGAAUAUAGGGUCGGGUCUUGGUAGCAUUGCGUUACAGGUGGCGGCCCGGGAAGGGCACAUUGAUAUGGUCAAGCUACUUCUCGACGCUAAAGCUCGUGUAGAUGGACAGGCAGAAUCCGACCCGAGUUACCCCCAAACCCCAUUGCAGGCGGCAGCGAAGAGGGGGCACAUCGAAAUUGCUAAGUGCCUACUCGCUUCCGGUGCGGAUAUCAACGCUGAGCCAGCGGAGUUCUACGGUCGGUCCGCGUUGCAAGCGGCGGCAGAGCAAGGUCAUCGAGAAAUGGUGCGGUGGCUUCUGACAGAGAAAGCGGACAUCCAUGCAAAGGGCGCACAGCACGGCGGAGCAACCGCCAUCGAGGCUGCAGUUAAGGGAGGGGAUAGAGAGAUUGUUGCGAUGCUUGUGUCGCGAGGUGCAAGCAGGUCACUGGCGUUCCGCAAAGCUGCCGCUGAAGGAGAGCUGCAUAUCGUGAAAAUGUUACACUCUCAGGGAGUAAACGUCGACGGAACGGCUGAUGGAGAGGAGAAACUUAAUUCUCCUCCUGAAACCCCACUGCAAUCAGCAGUGUCAUGGGGUGUUUACGACGUAGUCCGGUUCCUUCUAGCCAAUAAAGCCGAUAUUAAUGCCCCCGCAUCCGGGCCCGGUGGAAUGACAGCAUUGCAGAGUGCUGCAUCGAACGGGCACCUACAUGUGGUUCAGUUUUUGCUGGUAAAGGGUGCUGAUGUUAAUGCGCCGGCAUCGGAGACCGGUGGAAGGACAGCAUUACAGGCUGCGGCGGGGACCGGGAAUCUAGAGGUUGUCAAACAUUUGCUGUUAAUGAAGGCAGAUGUUAAUGCGCCGGUAUCGGAGAACGGUGGAAGGACAGCAUUACAGGCUGCCGCGGAGAGCGGGGAUCUAGAGGUUGUCAAACAUUUGAUGUCAAUGAAGGCAGAUGUUAAUGAGCCGGCAUCGGAGACCAAUGGAAGGACAGCAUUACAGGCUGCCGCGGAGAGCGGGCAUGUAGAGGUUGUCAAACAUUUGCUGUUAAUGAAGGCGGACAUUAAUGCGCCAGCAUCAGAGACUGGUGGAGCGACAGCAUUACAAGCUGCUGCACGAAGCGGAAACCUCGACAUUGUCAAGUCUUUCCUAUCAGAGGGGGUGGAUGUUAAUGCAGCAGGGGCAGCAGACGGUGACGGUAGAACAGCACUCGAUGUGGCGUUGGAGUAUAACAACCACGAUAUCGCAUUACUCCUACUCAAAGCAGGUGGAAAGGUUUACGGCACUGUCGGCGCUGACGGACAGAGCGCAUUGCAUAGAGUAUGUGACGACGAAACCUUUGAUCUAUUCCGCGCGAUAGCAAUGGAAUGUGCAGAUGAGGCUUUGAACAGAACAAACCUCUCGGGAUCUACCGUACUCCAUGUCGCAGUAGAGGGAGGUCAUAAAAAGGUUAUAAGCUGCCUUCUCGGGAUUCCAAACUUAAAUAAGGAGAUACGCGACAUACAGCGCAACACACCUCUCAAAAUAGCGAUACAAAAAGACGAUACAAUAACUGCAAAGCUCUUGCUCAAUACGGGAGCAAGAACUGAUGGACUUACACCCAAUGAACUACAGAUAGUUGCAAAUAUCCUCAAAGGUAAAUCAACAGGGUCCGCGAAAAAUGAGCAUGACGAUUCACCUCUUAUACUACUCGGCCAUGAGUAUAGCAGUGGCACGCAAGUUAAACGUACCUGCGCAGAGAGGUUUGAGAUUGACCAUUGGGGUAUUCAUGAGUGGGAAAAGAAUGCAAAGACAUCUAUCCUCUUUCCUAGCCCGGAUACACAGCCCGAUGGCACCGAAACCCUUAAUACCUUUGUAAACCCAGAUUCUUUCCUUCCCAAUAUAGAAUACGAGACUACGACUAGGGAAGACUCCUUGGUCCAGUGGGGCUGGUUAACAUUUCACCAGAGAUAUGAGUGGAUGAGUACAGAGUUUCAUGGGUUCCGAAAAGGCAUCCCAACUAACCAGGAUAUGAAGUCGAAUGCGAAUGUUCUUCUUGCGCCAUACAUUCGUUUCGAUUGGCCUCUCAUAGUCGUUGAUGCUCCCAAACUCAAAUAUGCGUAUGCAAAGGCAGGGCAGACGACAGUAAUUCCAUUCACAAAUGAUGUGGCGGAAGUUUCAGGAUUUACGUCUGAGAAAUGGAGGAUCGAAAUUUCAUGGAUAAUGGUGAAGCGAAAUUGUAGCAAAAAACAAGUAGCAAGCCCAAUGCAGGCCAUCCACUUUAGAGGAAACAUUCCCCGGAAGGUUCCCUCUAUUCCUGGGAGUGCAGCGGAGUUUGUUGUGUGGUUUGUGGCGGAUGUGUGCGAUCAUUGGAUUGCGUUAUUAGACAAAGCGGGGCAACAGCUUGUUGAAAUACGUGAUUUUCAAUUAAUUGCAGAGGGAAGGGAUUCAAAGUUCAAGGAAAGCGAAGUAUUGUUCGGUGAAUUGAUGAUACCACUUAGAAAAAAGACGAAAAAAGACCGGAUUAAUAAGGACAAUAAUACCAAAACAAUCCGUCCAACACCUUUACCCCCAGCCACCCUAUCCCAAAGUGAUGGUCCGGUCGCGACUGAUAACCCGAGAUUAGUUGAAUCUUCUAUGCCGGAGCCUGGCAUUUUAGCUCGCAGGGCAACACAAACGAUUAUAAAACAACCCAAGAACGUACAGCACGUCGCAUUAGCUCCACCUCCAACCGCUAGGGCGGAUCAGGCUCCCAAGACUACAAACAUUAAAGAUCUUCCGAAAAUCCGAGAGCUGGAAAAAAAGGUUAAUCAAAUGGAGAAGCUGGGAGAGCGCUUGUCAAGACUAGAUAGGGAAACAAAGGAGAUGAUCGAGCUUGAGUUUAGUCUCGUCUCUAUACAUGAAGCAAGAGAGUCGGUGAAGAUGUCACAGAGCAUGAAGCGUCUCAGUUGGAUCACGUUUAUUUUCCUACCUUUGAUGUUUGUAGCUGGGCUGUUCGGAAUGAACGUAGAUAUUCUCGAAAGCAACCCUUCAUGGAAAUGGUACCCAAUCUCGGCAGCUCUAUUCAUGGCUUUCGUCAUGUUAGCAUGGGUUUUAUUCAAGUGCCGACCUAUUUCGAAGUCCUUGAAGUGGUACGAAACUAGAGACCCUGGAUCAGUUAUUCGUAAUCCUAGGGGCUGUUUGGAAGAAUGA
Molecule: messenger RNA, 4887 nt
Organism: Morchella importuna
Lineage: Eukaryota; Fungi; Ascomycota; Pezizomycetes; Pezizales; Morchellaceae
Exons: 13
Coding region: 1-4887 (1628 amino acids)
Biological process (GO): metal ion transport; transmembrane transport
Cellular component (GO): membrane
Molecular function (GO): metal ion transmembrane transporter activity; protein binding
Source: RefSeq, a predicted model, not a curated record